Opisthocomus hoazin is the source of this 501-nucleotide messenger RNA. NCBI's taxonomy places the organism in Eukaryota, Metazoa, Chordata, Aves, Opisthocomiformes, Opisthocomidae. The record is from RefSeq and is a predicted model, not a curated record.
AUGGGCUAUUGCCAUGAAAAACAGGAGAAGCAUCAAGAAGUUAUUACUUUCACCCACUUCCUGGAAGAAGCAGCAGAAAAAGAAGUGCGGGGAAAAGUCAGGCUCCAGCACUUCAUUGAGAACCUGUUGCAGCGCGUGGAUCUGGCAGAAAGGCAGCUAGAAUAUUACCAAAAUCAGCAGAUGGUGUGCAACCACACCGACGUCAGCGAGCACGUGUUUACAGACAUUUCAUUAAAUAAGAAACCCAGAUGCCUGAGCCGAGGAAGUCAACACGCGUCAUAUAACAUCCCUGACGCAAAGCCUCAUUCCUUUCAAAAAGGAAGAAUCUUGUUGAAAAAAGCAAAGGAUGAAAAAAACAGCUUGCAGCCAGUGAAAUGCUUCUAUGAACCUAUUGAUUGCUCAAGAGAAAUAUGGAGAGCACAAAAGAAAGGUGAACCAGUCUGCUCUGCCAGGAAAGUGAGCGCAAAAUCCAAGAUGGGGAAAAAGGCCAAACCGCUAUAG